AUGUCUCUUCCCACUCGAUCCCUUGGCCGCAAUGGCCCACAGGUCCCUGCAGUUGGCCUUGGACUCAUGAGUCUCGGUGACGUCUAUGGAUCCGCCGGCUCUCUCGAGGACAAGGUAGCCUUCCUCGAACAUGCCCAUUCGAUCGGUGCCAGAUUCUGGGAUACCGCCGACGUGUACUUUGACAGCGAAGAUGCAGUUGGGGAGUGGAUAAAGAAAUCAGGACACCGCAAUGACAUCUUCCUGGCCACCAAGUUUGGACUGAAGUUCGAUCUUGCCGCAGGCAUCCAGACGGUCCACUCCGACCCCGAGUAUAUCAGGGUUGCCUGCGAGAAGAGUCUGAAACGACUCGGUGUCGAUACCAUCGAUCUUUAUUACUGCCACCGCGUUGAUGGAGUGACACCCAUUGAACAGACUAUCGAAACUAUGGUUGAGUUGAAGAACCAAGGCAAAAUCAAGCAUCUUGGUCUAUCCGAAUGCUCUGCAUCUACUCUGCGCCGAGCCCAUGCCGUACACCCCAUUGCAGCAUACCAGGUGGAGUACAGCCCUUUCGCUCUGGACAUCGAAUCAUCCACCACAGAUGUCUUGAACACCUGCCGCGAGCUUGGCAUCACUGUCAUUGCCUAUAGCCCCGUUGGCCGAGGAAUCUUGACUGGACACAUCCAGUCAUUUUCCGACAUUCCCGAAAAUGACUUCCGUCGCAUGCUGCCCAAGUAUGCAGAGGAGAACUUCCCCAAGAUCAAGGAAUUGGUCCAGGGACUGAAACUUGUUGCUGAGAAGCAUGACAGUUCGCCCGCGCAGGUUGCGAUUGCCUGGCUUCUUGCCCAGGGCUCUGAUAUCAUUCCCAUCCCUGGAACAAAAUCGAUUAAGAACCUUGAUGAAAAUUUCCGUUCCAUCAAUCUUCGUCUGACAGAGAGGGAGUUGAAGGACGUUCGAGAAUUGAUUGAUCGAACCGAGAUUCCUGGACUGCGGUAUCCCGAUAUGUGA
Molecule: messenger RNA, 984 nt
Organism: Penicillium soppii
Lineage: Eukaryota; Fungi; Ascomycota; Eurotiomycetes; Eurotiales; Aspergillaceae
Product: Aldo/keto reductase subgroup
Exons: 2
Coding region: 1-984 (327 amino acids)
Cellular component (GO): cytoplasm
Source: RefSeq, a predicted model, not a curated record